AGAUUUAGUAUUUUAGUAAAUACUAAUUAUUGAAUCUUUUUUCUAUGUGUGAAUUAUUGAUUCUUGUCUAGAAGCGUACGAUUACGGAUCAAACGGAGUCGCAAAAACAGUAUUGAAUAUUUUGAUUUGAAUGGUGUUAUAUUUUUAAGAAAUUUUGUGUGAUAUUAUUGAAAUGGCUGCAGAAGAUGUAUUCGAUCAGUUUGAUGAAGAAGAACAACAAGUUGAAAGUCAGUCAUUUACAAAAGCUGGUCGAAAGCGACUUUUCUCAAAGGAAUUACGUUGUAUGAUGUAUGGUUUUGGUGAUGAUGAAAAUCCAUACACUGAAAGUGUUGACAUACUUGAAGAUUUAGUAAUUGAGUUUAUCACAGAAAUGACUCAUAAUGCUAUGGAAAUUGGACGAUCUGGACGAGUUCAAGUAGAAGAUAUUGUGUUUUUAGUGAGAAAAGAUCCAAAAAAAUAUGCUAGAGUCAAAGAAUUAUUAAUGAUGAAUGAAGAAUUGAAAAAAGCACGGAAAGCAUUUGAUGAAGGAAAAUUUGCUGGUAAUGAAGUACCAAACAGUGGUAAUACUAGUAUCACUAAAUAAUGAACUAAAAUUUUUGUUCAAUUUAUAUUUAUAUGUAUUACUUUUUUUUAUAGUAUAUACUUUUACAUUGAGUAACAUUGAACGCUUUACUUUUAUAAAUAAAUUUUUAGUAUUAUAACAUUA
Messenger RNA from Aphis gossypii (cotton aphid), 706 nucleotides. RefSeq names its product transcription initiation factor TFIID subunit 13 (gene Taf13). Gene Ontology annotation, biological process: transcription by RNA polymerase II. The record is from RefSeq and is a predicted model, not a curated record. NCBI's taxonomy places the organism in Eukaryota, Metazoa, Arthropoda, Insecta, Hemiptera, Aphididae. Gene Ontology annotation, molecular function: protein heterodimerization activity. The transcript is spliced from 4 exons. The coding region runs from base 173 to 583 and encodes 136 amino acids. Gene Ontology annotation, cellular component: transcription factor TFIID complex.